Molecule: messenger RNA, 7203 nt
Organism: Rosa rugosa (rugosa rose)
Lineage: Eukaryota; Viridiplantae; Streptophyta; Magnoliopsida; Rosales; Rosaceae
Product: putative disease resistance protein RGA3
Exons: 12
Coding region: 247-3990 (1247 amino acids)
Biological process (GO): defense response to fungus
Molecular function (GO): ADP binding
Source: RefSeq, a predicted model, not a curated record
UCCUUAUACAUCAAAGUUAUAAAGAGAGAUGCUUUGUAACCCCACAAAAAAAAAAAGUUAUAAAGAGAGAUGCUUGCACCAGAAAGAAUUCAUUGCAAUUCACGAGUUGGGCCCCUACCUUGACUUUUUGGGUUGUAGUUGUACCUAACGCACUACAAAUUCAUACUGCUUGACAAGAGACGCACUGCUGCUAUAUUCUAGUUUUCUUCAGUAAUCAAUCAACAGUUACUUUGUUCUUCUUCCUUCAUGGCAGAGUUCUUUACUUUCGUUCCCCAGGAAAUGCUCACGAAACUGGCUUCACUAGCCGGAAAAGAACUCAGACUUCAAUGGGGAUUCAAUGAAGAAUUAACAAAGCUGUGUGAAACACUAUUCAUGCUUGAAGCUUUGCUACGUGAUGCCGACCAUCCGCGACACAAUCAGGGUGAGGCGGUGCAGCGGUGGGUGGCGAAGCUUGAACACAUAGCUCAUGAUGCUGAUGAUGUAUUGGAUGAGUGCAAAUAUGAAGAGCUCCGGCGUCAAGUAGAGGCGCGGACCCGAAUCGACAGAAUUCUCAAGUCCCUUCCACUCUCCAAGCCCAGAUUUCGUCGGAAAAUAGCACGGAAGAUUCAGAAAAUCACUGAAUCUCUGGAGAAUCUGAACAAAGUUGCUCCUAGUUAUGGGUUACUUCGUACGCCAUUGCCAUCUGCAGAUGCAACAACCUCUCAUAAAAGGGAAACUUACUCCUUCUUUGAUCAAGAUGAAAACAAAAUCAUUGGCAGAGAGGAGGUAGUGUCUGAUAUAGUGACAAACUUGAUAAACUCAAAUAGUGGUCAAGCAAAUCACCUUUCCGGUUUUGCUAUUGUGGGUAUGGGAGGCCUCGGGAAGACAACUGUGGCUAAAAAAGUAUGUCAUGAUCCUAAGAUAGAAGAGCACUUCGAUCGAAAGAUAUGGAUAUGUGUAUCUACUGAUUUCCAAGUCGUGAUGAUAUUAAGGAGGAUCUGGCAAUCUUUUAAACACAGAGCUGCAGUAGAAGGCAAGGAUGAACUUUGUAAAACCCUCCAACAAGAGUUGAAAGGGAAAAGAUAUCUUCUCAUACUCGAUGAUGUUUGGUGCCUUGAAUCUGAAAAAUGGGAAGAGUUGAUCAAUUGCUUGUUAAAUGUUACUGAUAGGGUGGGGUGCAACAUCAUUGUCACCACCCGCAACAUGAGGGUUGCAUCAACCAUUGAAUCAAUUGUGCAAGCAUUUUCUAUAUGUGAAAUGGACAAGCUAUCAGACGACCAAUGUUGGCAGAUAUUGAAGAACAGAGCAUUUUCAGAUGGAGGUGCUCAUAUAAAUAGAGAUCAAGAAAUCACUGGAAAGGAGAUUGCUAGAAGGUGUGCAGGUUUACCACUAGUGGCGAAGGUUUUGGGAAACAUGAUGCUCUCCAAAAUGAGUGAUGGAUGGGGGUCAAUCCUAGAAAGCAGUAUAUGGGAUUUGCCCGAAGGAGAAGAGAAAAUCUUGUCGAUUUUAAAGUUGAGUUUUGACGAACUAAAGUCACCAUCUUUAAAACAAUGUUUUGCAUACUGCUCUAACUACAUCAAAGAUUUUGUAUUCGAAAGGGAGGACUUAAUCCAGCAUUGGAUGGCUCAAGGAUGGCUACAUCCUUCCAAGGAAAGAGAGAUGGAAGAUAUAGGUGAAGAAUAUUUUAAUAUCCUACUGGAAAAUUCUUUUUUUCAAGAUGUUACAAGAGACUACUAUGGAAAUAUCAUCUAUUGCAAGAUGCACGAUCUUGUGCAUGAUGUUGCAGAACGUGUAUCAAAGUCUUGGCAGGAAAGAGGUCGCUCAUUUGUUGGCGAUCAAGUCUUUCUACCAAGCUUUCAAACUUUGCGAGUCUUAGGAUUAUACGGGCCAAAUAUCAAGGAGUUGCCAGUUUCAAUUGGAAAAAUGAAACACUUGAGGUAUCUGGAUAUUUCUGAUACAAGGAUUACAACACUCCCCAAAUCUAUUGGCAAGCUUUAUAACCUACAGACUUUGAAAAUGGAAGGUCUCCGCUUGAAAGAGCUUCCAAAGGAAUUGCUCAAUUUGAUCAAUUUGAGACAUAUUUGUCCCAUUAGAUCAAGCGUAUAUCUUUCACAGCAGUUUCCAUGGCCAGCUGGGAUGGGGCGAUUGACUAACCUUCAAUCAUUACCUUAUUUUACGGUGCGUAAGGAGAUAGGUUGGGGAAUCGAGGAACUGGGCGGCUUGAAACAAUUGAAAGGUGGACUAACUAUUUAUCAUCUGGAACAUGUGAGAGAUAGAGAAGCAGCUAAGAAAGCAAAUCUAGUGGGGAAGCGUAUACGUGAUUUAAGCUUUAGUUGGUCAAGUAACGAACACCGGGCAAGCAGCAGCAGCAACAUUGAUGAGGAUGUACUGGAAGCACUUCAACCACACCCUACUUUGGAAUUCUUAAAGAUUGAAAACUUCAUGGGUGAUAAAUUUCCUUCAUGGAUGAUGAGCAAGUUGUCUCUACCCAGAAAUUUGGAAGAGAUCACAUUUGGGGGCUGCAACAAAUGUGAAGGAGUCCCAAAACUUGGCCAUCUGCCUAAUCUUAGAUCUCUUCUCAUGGACUACAUGUCAAACCUGAAAUGUCUAGGAUCUGACUUUUACGGUUACGAUCCCCAUGAGGCUACGACAGGUUCUCAGACGAAGGCUCUGUUUCCUGCAUUGAAGAGUUUGCAUAUUAAAAACGCCAAGAAGCUAAUCGAAUGGAGUGAACCACAAGUAUUGUUGCCAACAGAGGUGUUUCCACGUCUUGAGGAGCUUAUUCUGUGGGAUUGUCACAAGUUAACAAGUGCUCCCACUUAUUUUCCAUCUCUUCAGAAGCUGAGUGUGAUUAGAAUGGAUAGCGGUGUACCGGUAACAAGUAUUCUUAGCAAACUGACCACUCUCACUUAUCUCGAUCUAGAAUGGGCGGGAGGAGUUAACUGCCUGCCGGACGGGAUGUUAAGGAACAACAAGAAUCUUGAACUUUUGGGGCUACAUCGUUGUUUGGAGUUAACUUGUAUUGCUCCCCAUGGAUUUGGUUGUUGCACUUCUCUUCAGACACUGCAUAUUUCAUACUGUCCUAAACUGAGGUAUUUACCUGAGGGAAUACUAGCACCAUCUCUAAAGAGGUUGGUUAUAACGGCCUGCGACAGUCUGGAGUCCAUCCCAUUUACGGAGGGGAUAGAAUACAGCAGUCUCGAAACCUUGACAAUCAGGGAAUGCAACAUAACGUCCAUUCCAAUUUCACAGGGCUUGCCAUCCCUUCGUGUACUAAAGAUUGUGCGUUGUCCUAAACUGAGGUAUUUACCUGAGGGGCUACUAGCACCGUCUCUAAAGAAGUUGGAUAUAACGGCCUGCGACAGUCUGGAGUCCAUCCCAUUUACGGAGGGGAUAGAAUACAGCAGUCUUGAAACCUUGACAAUCAGGGAAUGCAACAUAACGUCCAUUCCAAUUUCACAGGGCUUGCCAUCCCUUCGUGUACUAGAGAUUUUGCAUUGUCCUAAACUAUCGAGCCUCCCAAGUGGACUAAACUGCUGCACCUCUCUUGAGAAGUUGGAGAUAAUAAACUGCCCCAGUCUGGAGACAAUUCCAUAUUUAGCAUCCCUCACCAGCUUGAAGAUAUUGAACAUCGGUGCCUUCUGCGAGCUCGAUUCAUUCCCUGCUAUACCGGUCAUGCCACAACUUGAGGAACUAAGGCUGGAAGGCUGGCCUAAGCUCAACUCUCUGCCUGAACAGAUUCAACACUUCACUUCUCUCACAUCUUUGACUAUAUGCUCCUUCGACCAUGUGGAGGAAAUUCCAGACUGGUUUGGAAACUUCUCGUCUCUUGACUGCCUCACCAUAGAGAGUUGCCAAAAUCUAAAGAAACUUCCUUCACUCCAAGCUAUGCAAUGCCUCACAAAAUUAAGGUUCCUGUUCAUCUAUGCCUCUCCUAUAAUUGAAAGAUGCAGGAAGGGUGGCCCAGAGUGGCCCAAGAUUUCUCAUAUUCCAGAUGUCCGUCUGGAAUAGUAGAAAUGCAUAUGUAUGAAGCUAUGUAUCGAGGCAAGGCAAACUUUUCAAAAAUGGUUGUUCCUUUCUACUGCUGUGCUGAUCAUGAGAAGAUAUAUAUUAGAAAACACUCCAAUUGCUGAGAUCAGAAGUAAUUGAGGCAACAGUUGAUCAGAUCACCUUGUUCGGAUCCCAUUCCCCUUAGCUUCCCUUUCAACAAAAGAAGCUUCCAUGCCAGUUGGUUCCUCCGAGUUGUCCUCCAGAGGAAUGGUACUAAAUGCUGGCUCGUCAAUCAUUAUCUUUCCAAUCCACAUUAUCAGCUGUUCUUUGGCAUCUUUGGGUUUUAUAGAAGAACUGUUGAUCAAGCAUUCGUCAAAUGAAUAUGACACAUUCUCAGUUUCUCACAGUUUCAAGAGGACCAAUUGAGUUGCAGAUGUUCUUCAAAGUUGUUAAAUGUCUCUGGGAUCUAGAUGUUCUGCACUUUUCAGAAAGCCACAAGCAGUAACUUGGUGUAGGCAAAAAACAUCUUUUUGAGCAAACAAAAUUCAAAGGAGAAGUUCAUGCCGAUCCAUGUCACUCAUCGGAUGGAGGCAUUACGAUUUAUUUUUGGGGUUUCAACCACACCCUCUACAAAGCAUGCAUCUGAGAAUCUUUGCAGCAAGGUGACGAAAUUAUUGUUGCAGUUCCUGGUAGUAGUAACAUCUUGUAUAUUCACAAGGAGGCUUUCAGUCAACUGUUCUGUAAUAGAUGCAAAACAGUUUCCUGGUACUUCAGCUACCUUUCCCCUGAAGAUAAUACAGGGUCUAUCAACACCUUUCUAAUAUUUGGUUUGGCUGUUCGCAAGUUAUUCGAGGAGCACUGCAAUUGAUUAAAUAUACAUCAGUUUCCACGUGAGUCUCUUCCUUAGUGCCAGGACAAGCUGAUCAGGAAAAGUGUGUCCCAAGUAUCCUCCAGAGUGUUUCAGGAAAGCAUUAACAGCUUGCAUUCAAAGGUAAAAUGGAGUCUCAAGGUCCAAAAAUGGCUAAGGAGAGCAUAAAGGGCGCCAAAAUAAUCAAGAAAUGAAGAAAUGGAGUUCUACUCAUACUAGGAGACCUGUGGAAGCCAGGAGAAGUCUAUGGAACGUCCAUGAAGCAUCUAGAAGUCUCAUGAAGAUCACAAAUCCAUUACAGAUUCGGAAAACUGUCAAUGCAGAUCAGUCAACUUCAACGGAGUGUCAAAAAUCGCUCAGAGCUCAGAAAAUUAUGAUCUUUAUAUGGUUGGAAAGCUACGGAUGUCUAGUUUCCAUAACUUUUUACAUCUCGUCGAUAUCUAUUUUCUAGAAGAAGUUAUGAUCAUUUUAGUGCACUGAGGUCAAGUCUGCCGGAAAUCUGUUUUGUGUCAAAGGAGUUCUAACUCAAUUUUGUUUCUUCAUCAUCUAUCUUAGUUUGUUUUCAAACUUGAGUACCAUUUGGACAGAAACAUUUAGACUGUUAUAGUAUAAAUAUAUUAUAGUAUAAAUAUCUAUAUCUUGUAAUAGGUACUUGAGUGUAUAGAUAAGUACUUGAGUGUGUAAAUAUAGGUAUGAAGACUUGUGUGGAAUAAAGUAUAUGGGGAAGCAACAAGCAUGGCAGCUCUCAUAAUUGCAGCAACCAUGUGGAGCUGCAGCUAUGAUCAUUGAAGCCAUUAUAAUGGACUUCUUACCAUUGCAUCCACACUACAAUGUAUUUCUAUAAAUACCCUAUUUUGUGAGAAGAAAAAAACACCUUGCUUCAUAACUUUUUCCAUCUUCUUCCUCUCUCCAUUUUCUUACCAUAAGCAGUUUUCAUAUCUUCAAGGAGCUUAGCUGUGCCAUCCACCCUCCUAGCUAUGAUCACCACCUUGUGCCGCCACCUUGGAGCUGCUUUGGAUCUUUGGGACGUAAUCAAGAGUUGUUCAUUCCACCAUUAUCAUCAUAUCUUCACGGUUAUGUGUAAUUGUAGAUAGAGAAUUCUGUUUUUAUUUUCUUUGUAAACUGAAAUUAUGAGUUCAUAAUCUUAUUUUUGGAACAAUUUUGAUGCUCUUUUCAAAGUAAUAUUAGUUUAUGUGUUCUUGAUCUUUGUGUGUUUCAUCUAUAUGAAAAGAUAAUCUGAUUUUGUUUUAAAGAAAACGUUUACAUGUUUUUGGUUCUUUGGUUCGAAACAUAGAGUGAUUGCAUGUAAUUGGAGCUAGCAAUUAGGUUUAUGUUUUGUAAUCCUAAUUCAAAUGAGUAGUAAAGGCUUAGGACAUAAGUCGAAAUCAGAUUGUUUAUGCAUUGAAUUGACAUGCUUUGUGUACAUGGAUUUGCAUAAUUAUUAACCAAACUUUCACAUGAACUUAAUGAUUUGAAACUUGAGUUUGCAUGAUUGCUUUGAUUGUGUGAAACCUAUUUUCAAAAUAUAUUGGUUAGGUGCUUUGCUUGAUCAAUUGUGUAAAAGGAAGUAAAAUAAGAGACAUUGUUUGCUUUUAACUUUGUUUCUUGGUUGAUAACUUUUCAUGGUAUUAGUAAAGGAUUAAGGAUGCAUGUAACAAAUUGAUCUUGAAUUGUAGUGGAUGAAUUGUUACCAAAAUUUUAUGUUCAUGAUUCCAUUCAUCUUCAACUUUUUGUUUUAUUUUUGUUUUCCAAAAUUUUCAUUCCAAAACUCCCCAAAACCUUUAUUUGAUUUCGUGAUAUGUGUUCUUGUAUAUAAAUUUGUGUUUUUAGCUUUUCGUACUUGUAAAUAUUUCAAAUAUAACCUGAAAAUACCUUAAAAGAACUUGUGAACUUUGUUUAAGUUUUUAGGAUGUUAGUUUCAGUUCAUGUGUGUUUUUCUAGUUAGUUUUGUGUUAGAAUUAGUUUUUAUUUAGAUUUUGUGUUUGUGCUAUAUUUAUUUGUAUUUACUUAUAUUCCUGUUCUUUGUUUUAUUUUUGUAAAUAAUACUUCUUAUUGUUUAAUUUCUUUAUUUGUUUACACAAUUACAGGUGUACCCUCAAUCCCCGGAUAGAACGAUCCCUAUUUACCAUAUACUAACGAUGACAUUUUACAGGGUUAAAUUGCGUGCUACUUUGAGCGUGUCACUAUACUUACAAGUUAUAUAGGUAACGAGUAGACGCUUGGGGAAAGUGGGGUGAUUCUCUAAAUAAAUGAAUGUUUUAUUUUCUACUACUAUUUCAAGAGAAAUAAUGUAAUAUAUUUUUGUUCAACUUCAAUAUUGUAAAAAUAAUAAUUUCAAUUCCUAAUAAAAGUACUAUUCAGACUUA